AAGGAGGGUCCAACAUAUUUCCUGCUCCUGGUGCUCAAUGCGAAUAUUUCCGGCGGUUGAAGACGUUGGCGGUUAGGGCUUCCGAGCUCUCACCGAAUCAAAAUCACUAAGAAAUGGGCGGAACACAAUCAGAGAGAGAAGACAAGGUUUCGUUGGAGCUCAGCGAGGAAAUUCUUCAGAGCAUGGAAGUCGGCAUGACCUUCAGAGACUAUAAUGGUAGAAUUAGCUCCAUGGAUUUUCAUAAGACAUCAAGUUAUCUUGUAACGGCUAGUGAUGAUGAAUCCAUUCGCCUUUAUGAUGUUGCCAGUGCAACCUGUUUGAAGACAAUUAACAGCAAAAAGUAUGGGGUUGAUCUGGUUUGCUUUACUCCUCACCCUACAACAGUCAUAUACUCUUCAAAAAAUGGAUGGGAUGAAUCUCUGAGGCUACUAUCAUUGCACGACAACAAGUAUUUGCGGUAUUUUAAAGGUCACCAUGACAGGGUUGUGUCACUCAGCUUGUGCUCUCGCAAGGAAUGCUUUAUCUCUGGCUCUCUGGAUCGAACUGUAUUGCUUUGGGAUCAACGAGCUGAGAAGUGUCAGGGUCUUUUACGUGUACAAGGAAGGCCUGCUACAUCAUACGAUGAACAAGGGCUCGUCUUUGCAGUUGCAUUUGGAGGAUAUAUCAGAAUGUUUGAUGCUCGCAAAUAUGAAAGGGGCCCUUUUGACAUCUUUUCCGUUGGAGGAGAUACAUCUGAUGCAAAUGUUGUAAAGUUCAGUAAUGAUGGGAGACUUAUGCUUUUGACAACUAUGGAUGGGCAUAUUCAUGUGCUUGAUUCAUUCCGUGGCACACUUUUAUCCACAUAUAACGUCAAGCCUGUUUCAAGCAAAUCCACAUUAGAGGCAUCCUUCAGCCCAGAGGGAAUGUUUGUUAUAUCAGGUUCAGGUGAUGGUAGUGUUUAUGCUUGGAGUGUACGGAGUGGGAAAGAAGCUGCUAGCUGGAUGAGUACCGACACUGAGCCUCCUGUCAUAAAAUGGGCUCCCGGAAGUCUUAUGUUUGUAACUGGCUCUUCUGAACUGUCAUUCUGGAUACCGGACUUGUCUAAGUUGGGAGCUUAUGUUGGAAGGAAGUAGAAAAAAUUCUGUCAUCAACGCUUUUGCAAUGUGAAGUGUGAAGCAGUCGAGUGGUAAAUGGUGACCAUUUCUACUUGUCUACUACUUAUUGGUAAGGCUUGAAAUUACAGGCAACUUUCCAGUCCCUUUGUAGAAUUGCUUUGCAGGGAAAAUUAUUGAACAGAGGAAGGCAAAUGUGUUCUGUAUCACAAAUCAUUUUCUAAAUCUGAGGAGUGGAUUGGGUCGGUUGCGGAUCGGGAUAAAUCGCCGUUCCUAGUCUGAUUAGUUCAGGCAUCAAAAAGUCAUUUUUGGAAGCCUUCUAACUUAUAAGUUGUUCAGUUGGACUUAUUGGUGAAUCUAAUUAGACAAGCCAUCAAGAGCACUUCACAAUAUUUUUUAGUUGACAUAUAGGUGUGCUUACAUGUGUUACUGAACCAUUCUUUUAAAUCAGUGGCCACUUCUGUAAGAUCUUAAAUUUGAGGAAGUCUUAAAAUGGGGACACUUUUAUAUUAAACAAUAAAUUGUCCAUCUUAUUUAGAGAACA
This is a messenger RNA of Corylus avellana, 1635 nucleotides long. RefSeq names its product Transducin/WD40 repeat-like superfamily protein. The record is from RefSeq and is a predicted model, not a curated record. NCBI's taxonomy places the organism in Eukaryota, Viridiplantae, Streptophyta, Magnoliopsida, Fagales, Betulaceae. Gene Ontology annotation, cellular component: Set1C/COMPASS complex. Gene Ontology annotation, molecular function: protein binding; chromatin binding.